GUUCUAACAUAAACAUUCCAUUUUCUAUAUAAACUGUGAAUUACUACAUAAACUGUUGUGAAACUAUCACUGCCCAGUUAAAACUUUUAAUUAUUGAGUGAGUUUUUAGUGCAUUUUGAAACAUAACUUCAUCGAUCAAUUACAAUCGACCAGCGUCGACUAUUCCCCUCGAAUUCUGACAAGAUGCAAGAUGGCCCCCUCAAGGGGCCGUCGGAGACCCCGCCGCGCUGGGGCGGCUUCGACAAGUUCCAGAAAUUCAAAAACACCAAAUCGAAAAGUUGCGACUACGCCGAACUGGACUACAUCGACGAGAACACGGAAAACGGAUUUAGCACUAAUAAUUUGGUUGACAGGUGUCAGUUGCCGUUGCCGAAUGGUCUGACAGGUGUCAGGACGACUAGGCAGGUCGUUUCGGUCAGGGUGACCGGCAGGAGAGAGGUCAGGACGACUGUCACGACCAGGGUAAUGAGGACGACCGAGGUUAGAGGAAAUAUUAGUGAUAGAACGAAUUGUGCUGGCAUUGAUUCCUGUGAUAAUACUGUUAAUGAUCAAAAUGCCGCACAUGUACAAGAUGGCGUCGCGGCGCAAAAUGGCGCUGCGUUACAAAAUGGCGGUCCUUUACCAAAUGGCGGUCCGUUACCCAAUGGUGAUCCUCUAUCCACUGUGACUAUUAGGAGUAAUAAGAAUCCGAAAGUGAGAACUGAUUUGAAAUUAAAUGAUGCUAGUUUAAUGAAUAAAUUCGAUUUUAAAUCGAGUGCCAGUCCGACGAUGGUGGUCAAUGCAGGAUGGUUUUCGUCGUUGAAAAGGACGAAAAAAAAUAGGAAUAAAAAUUCGGAAAUGGACAAUGUUAAGGCGACGAGCAAGUCGGCUUGGGACUUGAGCAGCAUGAAAAAUAUGCAACUUAAAGAUGAAUUGGGCGAAGUCGUCACCGAGAUGGAAUCUUUGGACACUCUGGAAGAUGGCAAACACACCAACAGGGCGAAACAGAUGUCCAUCGGUAGGAAAAAGUUCAACAUGGACCCGAAGAAGGGCAUCGAGUACUUGUACCAGCACGAACUUCUGCAGAGGACCGCCGAGGAGGUCGCCCAAUUUCUGUACAAGGGCGAAGGGCUCAAUAAAACGGCCAUAGGUGAUUACCUCGGCGAGAAGAACGACUUCAACGAGGCCGUCCUCCGGUGCUUCGUCGACCUGCACGACUUCACCAAUCUGAUCCUGGUGCAGGCGCUGCGCCAGUUCCUGUGGAGCUUCCGCCUGCCGGGAGAGGCUCAGAAAAUAGACCGAAUGAUGGAGUGCUUCGCCCAGCGUUACUGCCAACUCAAUCCGGACAUCUUCACCAACACCGAUACUUGUUACGUCUUGAGCUUCGCCAUCAUAAUGCUGAAUACGUCCCUGCACAACCCGAGUGUAAGGGACAAACCAGGUCCGGAGCAGUUCAUAUCGAUGAACAGGGGGAUAAACAAUGGCGGUGAUUUGCCGCACGACCUUUUAAUGUCUUUAUACGAAUCGAUCAAGACCGAGCCCUUCAAGAUCCCCGAGGAUGAUGGCAACGACCUGAUGCACACGUUUUUCAACCCCGACAAGGAGGGUUGGCUGUGGAAGCAGGGCGGAAGGUACAAGUCGUGGAAGAGGCGCUGGUUCAUAUUGAACGACAACUGUCUCUAUUAUUUCGAAUACACCACUGAUAAGGAGCCGAGGGGGAUUAUUCCACUGGAAAACAUAUCGGUUCGAGAAAUCCAAGACAGACAGAAACCUCACUGUUUUGAGCUGUACGCCUGUGGCGGUGCUGAUUUUAUAAAAGCUUGCAAGACUGACUCCGAAGGAAAGGUUGUCGAAGGCAAACACACCGUGUAUAGAAUGUCUGCAGCAACUGCUGAGGAAAAGGACAAGUGGAUCCGUUGUGUCCGGCAAAGUAUAUCCCACAAUCCAUUCUACGACAUGCUGGCACAGAGGAAAAAGAAAGCUCAGCAUCACGGAUAGAAAGAUUUAAUUUAAUACAAUAAGAAGAAUCUUUAAGAAGUAGUAAUGGAUUGAAGUGGUUAUUUCUUCUUAAGUAAGCUGGCCUACUGGGGAUAUAUUUUAUGUAACAGUAUUUCUUGAGCUUUUAAUAUUGUUUUAACAUUGUUUGUCGUUUGUUUUCCAUUAAAUAUUGAAAUAUCUGAUAUUUCAAUGUUUAAUGCUUACGUGGGUACCUGUUUAUAUUAGUUAAGUCUUAAGAAACAAUGUCCAGCAGUUGGUUUCUAUAUUUUUUUAAAUAUUCUAUUUUUAUUUCAUUUGUCCUUUUCGUUUGUUGUAUAAAUAUAUGUAUAAACAAGUUUCAAUGUUUAAUUUAAGUGAUGGGAAGAGUAAAAAAAUCUACUGUGAUUUUUUUUGUAUAUAUUUAUAUAAAAUAUUGCCACUAUAGCUAGUGGUUGUUGUAAGUUAUAAUAUUAUAAUAAUUAU
Molecule: messenger RNA, 2439 nt
Organism: Ctenocephalides felis (cat flea)
Lineage: Eukaryota; Metazoa; Arthropoda; Insecta; Siphonaptera; Pulicidae
Gene: step
Product: cytohesin-1
Exons: 7
Coding region: 184-1977 (597 amino acids)
Biological process (GO): regulation of ARF protein signal transduction
Molecular function (GO): guanyl-nucleotide exchange factor activity
Source: RefSeq, a predicted model, not a curated record